Messenger RNA from Erigeron canadensis, 2217 nucleotides. Its product is annotated as pyrophosphate--fructose 6-phosphate 1-phosphotransferase subunit alpha-like. Gene Ontology annotation, molecular function: ATP binding; 6-phosphofructokinase activity; diphosphate-fructose-6-phosphate 1-phosphotransferase activity. Gene Ontology annotation, biological process: response to glucose; glycolytic process; photosynthesis. Lineage: Eukaryota; Viridiplantae; Streptophyta; Magnoliopsida; Asterales; Asteraceae. Gene Ontology annotation, cellular component: cytosol. The transcript has 19 exons. The record is from RefSeq and is a predicted model, not a curated record. Bases 74 to 1918 code for a protein of 614 amino acids.
ACUUAACUUUUUCAAGACACACACACAGAUACAUAUAUACACCAAAUAUAUAUAGAUAUAGAUAUAUAGAAAAAUGGAAUCAGAUUAUGGAGUUCCAAGAGACCUGUCUCAUCUACAACUAGCUCGAUCACUUUACAAACCACCACUUCCACCCUGUCUACAGGGAACUACUGUGCGAGUUGAGUUUGGUGAUGCAACUACUGCAGUUGAUACGUCUGGUGCUAGUGCCAUUUGUCGAUCAUUUCCUCACACUUAUGGUCAACCUUUGGCCCAUUUUCUUAGAGCCAAAUCCAAUGUACCUAAUGCACAGAUCAUUAGUGAGCAUCCUGCAAUAAGGGUUGGAUUGGUUUUCUGCGGUAGACAAUCUCCUGGAGGACAUAAUGUUGUGUGGGGCCUGCAUGAAGCUCUCAAAAUCCAUAACUCUGAAAGUACCUUGCUGGGAUUUCUGGGUGGUUCUGAAGGUUUAUAUGCUCAAAGAACACUCGAGAUCACAGACGAUGUUCUUUUGACCUACAAAAACCAAGGUGGUUACGAUCUAUUGGGACGAACAAAAGAUCAAAUAAGAACAAAAGAACAAGUCAAUGCUGCAAUGGCUGCAUGUGAGGCUCUGAAGCUGGAUGGUCUUGUAAUUGUUGGAGGGGUAAGAUCAAACACAGAUGCUGCUCACCUUGCUGAGACUUUUUCUCAAGCAAAGUGCUCUACAAAGGUAGUAGGAGUACCUGUUACUUUAAAUGGGGAUCUCAAGAACCAGUUUGUGGAAGCUAAUGUUGGUUUUGAUACAGUUUGCAAGGUUAACUCUCAGCUCAUCAGCAACCUCUGCAUCGAUGCUGUUUCAGCUGAGAAGUAUUACUAUUUUGUUCGGAUCAUGGGGCAGAAGGCCUCUCAUGUUGCCUUGGAAUGCACUCUGCAGUCACAUCCUAACAUGGUUAUUCUUGGUGAAGAAGUUGUUGCUUCAAAACUAACUAUCUUUGACAUAACGAAACAGAUCUGUGAUGCUGUGCAAGUCCGGGCAGAAAAAGAAAAGUUCCAUGGAGUCAUCCUACUUCCAGAAGGGCUUAUAGAAAGCAUUCCCGAGGUUUAUGGAUUGUUGCAGGAAAUCCAUCGAUAUCUUCGACAAGGUGUUUCUGUUGAUAAGAUAUCAUCAAAACUGUCACCUUGGGCAUCCGCCUUAUUUCAAUUUUUGCCACCCUUUAUCAGAGAAGAGCUUCUCCUUUAUCCUGAAUCAGAUGACUCUGCACAGUUAUCUCAGAUUGAAACUGAGAAGCUUCUUGCUGUACUUGUAGAAGCGGAAAUGAGCAAGAGAAUGAAAGAAGGGACAUACAAAGGGAAGAAAUUCACUGCUAUUUGUCACUUCAUGGGCUAUCAGUCCCGGGGUUCUCUGCCUUCAAAGUUUGAUUGUGAUUAUGCCUAUAUUCUUGGACAUAUUUGUUAUCAUAUUCUGGCAGCUGGUUUGAAUGGUUACAUGGCCACUGUAACUAACUUGAAAGAUUCUUUAUGCAACUGGCGUUGUGGUGCAGCUCCAAUAACAGCUAUGAUGGCUGUAAGGGAUUAUGGGCGUGCUUCUGGUUCUAUGAUGAUUGGAAUACCUGUUGUUCAUCAUGCUACCGUGGACUUGAGAGGCAAAGUAUACGAGGUGUUUAGACAAAAUGCAACAAAGUUUUUAAUGGAUGAUGUCUACAGAAACCCUGGACCUCUUCAGUUUGAUGGUCCGGGUGCCGACUCUAGGACUGUUACCUUAAAUAUUCAGGACCUGGAUUACAUGGGCCGGAUAAAAGAACUAAACGUAUACCUUGAUAAGGUACGAAGCAUUGUGAAACCAGGUUGUUCUCAGGACAUUCUGAAAGCCGCUCUAAGCGCUAUGGCUUCUGUGACAGACAUUCUUUCUGUUAUGUCAUCUCCUUCAGAUGGCACCAUCUGAAGUCAUACAUAUGACUUUUUUGCCGACUUCAAGUUUUAAUGUAACUUCCAUUUGUUUCUCAUUUUGUAUAAUGAGCUCUUCUAGCAUCAGAUUUGAUCAUCUGGGGAAGUUGAAUAAUGAAAGAUGACUGCAUUUUAGGUGGUUAAAUGCUGCCAUUUUGUAAAUUCUUUGCGGGUUGUGCAAAGGUAUAUAGGAGAAUAUUUUGUUUGCUUUGUGAUGGGGUUCUAGUUUGAAACUUGCUAUGUUUUGGAUGCUUUCAGUGGAUCGAAUAAGAAGUAAACAAGCAUAGAUUGAUCUGA